AAUUUCAUAAGACCAACUCCUGCAACUUUACCAAGAACUCAGAUCUCCACGUGUGAUCAAAUUCAUCGUCCUACAGCUGGCGCUUUUGAUACUCAACACGCGAGUCUUAACACUUCUGCCUUCGUUUAUACGUGGAGUGACAAAGUAAUUGAAAUCCGUUAUAAACGUGAUUUCAAAUUAUACGAUACUUUUGAGCUGAGGAAAUUCAAUUAUGAACAGAAAUGUAAUCCCCUAAGAUCAAGAGACGAAGGUUACCUUCGUGAGAUUGUGAAAGUAACUGAUUGCAUUGUUGGAACAAAGUGUCUAUUAAUAUGCACGCGGACAACCCAGUCAGAGUAUAGAUUUCUAUUAUAUGAUAUAUAUGAGAGAAUUACUCAUAUUUUGCCAAUGAAUUUGGACAAGUUGAUUCCUACAAUAAAUGACGUGGUUUUUUCUGAAGAAAUCUUACAUGGUGAUGAUGAAAUCCAAAAAUUAAAGCAAGCGGGUACAACUGCUUCAGUAUCUUAUCUAAUUGUUAUUGCUUCUGCUAUUGGAAUAUCUUUAUAUCGUUUAUUACCUCCUACAAAGGAAUUUUGUUCAAAAUUUCGUGUGAUUGAAGAGCAUUAUCAACAAUUAUAUACUAGAGAACCCGUAUCAGCUGUGAAUGUAUACAUAUCAUCUCAUCAAUUUCAUGGUACAAAUGGUAUUCCUUUCAUAAUUGCGGGUGGUAUGCGAGGACUUAUCGAAAUAUUUAGUUACGAUUUUGAUUUCAAAAUACAAGAGAUUCAAUCUAUAGAACCUCCAAUGUCUUCUGCUCCGGUUACUCAUAUAAUUUCACGUCCUCCUCAUGCUGAUUAUGAAGGUCUAAUCAUUGUUGGUCAUGGUGGUCUUGAUCCAACUUUGAAUAAUGAUUUCAUAGAACAAAUUGAUUUAAAACCUAUGAUUAGGUUUUUCAAAACUUCUUUUGGUAUUGGUCAUCAAUCAUGUCAAGAAUUUGAUCAAAGUUUUGAAGGUCGUCCGGAUUCUAAUGUUAUCAAAGGAAGAAUUAUUUCAAUUUCUUCUGCUGCUGAUGGUAUUGAUUACAUUUUAUGUGUCGCCUUGGAUUCUACUUACAUGGAAAAAGAUGCAAAAGAUGGUCUUGAACUUGCCAUGUUUAAAAUUGAGAGUGCUCAAAAAAUUUCUCUUCUAUGUUGGGAAAAUAUUUCUAUACUAUGCAAUUUGUUACCUGUAUUGGACAUUGAUGCUCCUAUACGCUAUGCUAAGUGUGAAAUUCUUUUACCUAAUAGAACGGUCCUUUUUGAUCCGAACAUUAAAUCUCAAUGUGAAAUAUUUUAUGAUCUGAAACCAUUAUUUACUGAGUGGUUUGACGAUGCCGAGUUUAGAAAAUAUACUCCUUAUUCCACAAUCACUUUUAGUGCUAUUCGAUCUCGACGUAAUCAAUUGGAUGGUGAACUCAUUUUUGAUAUGUUACUUCGAUUUGUAAAUAUUGACCCAGAGUCUUAUCCUCCACCUGAUACAGAAGCAUUAAAGAUUUUGUUUGAUGAGAUAUUUAAAAGCAAUGAUAUUGAUAUGUUAAGAAAACAUUGCCUUGUAUAUUAUCUUUUGAAAGAUUGGCAAGCUUUCAGCAAAAGGUAUCAAAAAUAUGCAACUAGAUAUUUGAUACCACCAAAUUUCUUGUGUCUUAUGGAUGGGUAUUGGGCUUUAGAUCAUUGUCAAUUCGCAGAAGCUAUAAGAUUUUUAACUGAACCAACUGUUACUGUGGAUUGGGAUAUAAAGGUUAUGCAGGUGUUAUUGAAAAAUGUGGGUCCAUAUGAUGCGUUGAAAUAUGCAAAUCUUAACAAUAUUCAAGAAAGUUCACCUGAAAAUAUAGAAAUCUAUAUGGAAAUUCUAUUGCACUGUGAUAUAUGUGAAGCCUUACUUUUUCAACGACAACAUAGGACUCACACUGAAGACUUUGCGCUAUUCAAAAAGUUACUGGACUUUUGCUUCCUUCCGAAACCCGAUGCAGAUAAAUUAAAUAUAUUGCUUAAUACUGUAAUGGAUGAGAAUGAACGCGCGAUUUUAAAUAAAUAUUGCGAAAUCGAAGACCAAGAAACACGGAAACACUUUUUAAUUAUUUACAAUAUUCAUCAUGGUAAUAUUGUUGAAUCUAUUAAAGAAAACGAAUUAUUGAGACGAAGAGGUGAAAGCAUUGGAAGUGGAACAGUAAGCACUCACAUGCGAAAUAAAUACAUUGGAAGUAUUAUGGAGACACUACCUCCAAUGCAACUGAAAGAAAUUUCUAUGGAGAUUGAUAAAGCCUUAAGUCGUGAUGAAAGAGUAAAUGGUAUUAGCACACCAUUUAUCGAUGUGGAUGAAACAAUGAUGCAAGAAACGCAAGCAGUUCAUACUUCAAUAUUCUCCUUUCCGCCAUCUAUACGAGAUUCGACACAACUAUCUCCAGAAAAACAGAGAAAGACACCACCGUCAAACAUUGAUAUCCCAGUUUUAAUUGAUCAUUCCCCUUUUACAUCGCCUCAGAAUGACCGUAUUCCAGUAGUGAAACAAGAACCAUCAUCUGGAAGGAGAAGAAGUCGAGCUAUUUCUACUCCUGCUC
Messenger RNA from Racocetra persica, 2575 nucleotides. NCBI's taxonomy places the organism in Eukaryota, Fungi, Glomeromycota, Glomeromycetes, Diversisporales, Gigasporaceae. The record is from the annotation of a GenBank genome assembly.